Molecule: messenger RNA, 519 nt
Organism: Trichoderma virens Gv29-8
Lineage: Eukaryota; Fungi; Ascomycota; Sordariomycetes; Hypocreales; Hypocreaceae
Exons: 3
Coding region: 1-519 (172 amino acids)
Source: RefSeq, a predicted model, not a curated record
AUGGAGGACCAGAUUGGCCAGAUUGAAUCUUUUUUAAGAUUUCUUUUCAGCAUCCUGGGCUAUAUAGCCAUGCCUGGUUUCUGGGCCGAGAGCCUCAUCUUCUGGAUGCUCGGCCUGCCCACAUCGACGAGUUUUCGCAUGUUUCCUCCAGCAGACAUCGUCCCCGGCCACGACUACCCCACGAGCAUAGCAUAUAGCUAUGUUUUGAUCACCAUGCUAUUCAUACCCAGUUUCAUCUCUUCGGAUCGCUAUUUUGACGGCUCAAACACUCUUGGAUCGAUACUUCGUCCUUUAACUAGAAGGGCCAACCCAUCCAUGGAAUUCGCCGCCAUGUUUGCUCGUGUUUGGCUGGCUGCGGCUUGGGUGAAUGCGGCAACGGCUCAGUUUAUGACUGACUGGGUUCUUUGGACAUUUUGUGCGAAACUUGGGUAUACCAUGGUUGUCAUGCUCGAACCCUCUCUAGAAAGGUUCCAGGUCUACAUGCAGCGUUGGCCAGCGUCGCUGCUACAGGGGGAUUGA